Drosophila elegans is the source of this 1952-nucleotide messenger RNA. It is a transcript of the gene ball, whose product is annotated as nucleosomal histone kinase 1. The coding region runs from base 81 to 1868 and encodes 595 amino acids. The transcript is spliced from 2 exons. Gene Ontology annotation, molecular function: protein serine/threonine kinase activity; ATP binding. The record is from RefSeq and is a predicted model, not a curated record. NCBI's taxonomy places the organism in Eukaryota, Metazoa, Arthropoda, Insecta, Diptera, Drosophilidae. Gene Ontology annotation, biological process: peptidyl-serine phosphorylation; signal transduction. Gene Ontology annotation, cellular component: nucleus; cytoplasm.
GCGCCGAGUGGCAACCCUGUUGUCCCGGCAUUUCGAGCGGAAUUUGCGAAUUUUGUACUUAGCCACAGAAUAGCAAGAACAUGCCGCGUGUAGCCAAGCCGAAAGCUGCUGCGCCGGCCAAAAAGGCUGUGCCGGCCAAGAAGCCCAAAAGCAAGUUGUACGCGAUGCCGGAGAAGUUGGAGGAGGGCACAAUACUGACAGAUUUGGCCAAGGGCCAGUGGCGCAUUGGGCCCUCGAUCGGAGUGGGAGGAUUUGGUGAGAUCUAUGCCGCCUGCAAGGUCGGGGAGAAGAACUACGAUGCGGUGGUUAAAUGCGAGCCCCAUGGCAAUGGUCCUCUUUUCGUGGAGAUGCACUUCUACCUGCGCAAUGCCAAGCAGGACGACAUCAAACAGUUCAUGCGAAAGCACGGCAUCAAAUCCCUGGGCAUGCCAUACAUUUUGGCCAACGGAUCCGCAGAGGUCAAUGGGGAAAAACAUCGAUUUAUAGUAAUGCCGCGCUACGGCAAAGACAUCUCAAAGUUCCUGGAGGAGAAUGGCAAACGUCUGCCCGAGGGCACUGUCUACCGGCUGGCAAUUCAGAUGCUGGACGUCUAUCAGUUCAUGCACGGCACUGGAUACGUUCAUGCCGAUCUCAAGGCCGCCAACAUUCUGCUUGGCCUGGGAAAAGGCGGUGCAGCACAGGCUUACCUCGUGGACUUCGGUUUAGCCUCGCACUAUGUCACAGGCGACUUCAAGCCGGACCCCAAGAAAAUGCAUAACGGAACCAUUGAGUACACAUCCAGGGAUGCCCAUUUGGGUGUGCCCACCAGGCGGGCUGAUCUGGAGAUACUGGGCUAUAAUCUUAUUCAUUGGCUGGGGGUGGAGCUGCCCUGGAUCACGCAAAAACUUCUCACUUCCCCUCCCAAAGUACAAAAGGCAAAGGAGGCUUUCAUGGAAGACAUAGGCGAGAGCCUUAGGCUUCUGUUUCCGAAAGGAGUUCCCGCUGCUAUUGGGGAUUUUAUGAAGUAUGUCUCCAAACUAACGCACAACCAGGAGCCGGACUACGAAAAGUGCCGCAAUUAUUUUCUCAGUGCUCUCAAGCAACUAAAAAUAUCUAACAGCGGGGAUCUGGACUUCAAGCUGAAGCCACAGACUAGCAGCAACAAUAACCACAGUCCAGCAGGCACCAGCAAGGCAGCAGUAGCUAAGCGGGCAAAGAAGAUUGAAUCUCCCGCAGUGGACUCGUCUCUAGAGGAGGUAAUCUCCGCCAGCGAAGAAGAAGAGGAGGAGAAAGUGAAAGCACCACGCAAGAAGGCUGCUAAGAAGGUAUCUCCGGCAGCGCGCAACCACAAAGUUUCGCCCUUAAAGCGAUCCGCCCCUGCCUCAGCCACACAAGAUACGCCACCCAGUCAAAAGAGGGUGAAGACUGAGCCAAAGUCCACUCCCAGGCCAAGGGAGACACCCAAGGCCAGUCCUAAGCCACACACGCCCGCUGCAGCCAGGCUUAGAACGCCCAAUGCCAGUGCCAAGAUCAAUUUCAGUCCAUCCGUUUCCCUGCGUGGUCGUCCCGGCGGCAAAACCGUGGUCAACGACGAUCUGACCCCGCAGCCGCGUUCCAACAAGACCUACGAGUUCAACUUCGAGCUGGACGUGAGCAUGGACGCCAACGUGAUUGUGAACGUCAAGCGUAAGAAGAAGGCGGCCCCUGACCAGGCGUCAACGGUUGAAUCGAGGACACCCUCAUCCCGCAGCCAAGCCAGUUCGAAGGACGAGAGCUCCCCCGUGACCCGGUUGAACAUUCGUAAGAUGAACGGCCACGGGGACGGUUCUCCGUCUUCCGGACGUAGUCCGCGCACACCCGGCGUCGUCGUGCGCAAGUACAAGCGAUAGGUCGCGAGUCUUUGUUUUUCUAUAUUUUAUUAUUAAUGGCUCAUUGAAUAAAAAAGGUCAUUAUUAUUUUCCAACAUUUACUUA